CACAAAUCUCAGAGCAGGCCUAUUCCCCCAAAUUCUCUUCCUCUCCGCCUCGGCGGCGAACCGGCGAGGUAUCGCAAGUUUCUCGCGCUCGGAAUCGCAUGUAGCGCGAGCUUCUCGUACUCGGUAUCUCGAGCGGCGGCGAUUCGCAGGUUUCGCUCUCGCUCUCGCUCUCCCCGGAAUCCCCAAUUUUGCAGGGUCCGAGGCUUGGAGCCGCUGCUCCACUCCGCUCCCAUGAGCGAUCUCCGCCGAGGGUUAGACAUGCGGCGAGAGCUGCCGUCGGCGGAGGUGGUGGGGCGGCUCAAGGACGAUGGAGACUUCGACGGCCUCCGCCGCGCCAUCAUCCGCAAGGUCAAGGACAACGAGGUGCUACGCAGAAAUAUAAUUGCUGAGGUGAAGCAGUCAGUGGUAAUAAAUGAAGAUGGCUCUGAAAAAUUAAAACUAAAAGAUCUUUCUGAUGCGAUUUACCAAGAUAUUGGGAGCAAAAUAAUGGGUCAAAUCUCAGACGAGAUAUGGGCUGUCAUCCAAUCAAAUGAAACUGAUAUCCGAGGAACUGUUGAAGCAGUCUACAAUAGGAUGAUGAACCCUGAGCAGCAGCAGGGCUCUCCAAAGAAGCCGAAGAGGAAUCCCAAAGAGGAACAAGUUUCCCCAGCAAAAGCAUCAACUUCUGUUGCAGUCCAUCUAGAAGACGAUGAUCCAGAGGAACCACCGGGAUUUGGUUUCAGUGACCAUCAGCGCAGCAACAUCAUGGCAACACAGCAGCAGCAGCAGCCACCAAAUAUGGAGAAUCAUAACCAAGUGAAACCAAAUGAAGGUGAGCCCAAUGCCGUUAGCUGCCCUGGGGACGAUGAAGAGGAUCCUGAUGUGCCUCCUGGGUUUGGUUAACAUCAUGCAAUCUUCCAUUAUGAUGUUAUAUUUCUUAUUAACACUAGAAAAAUGAUUUAGUUUACAUCUACUGCUCGAGAGGUGCAUUUUUUUCAUUUGAAUUUUGAACCAUGAAAAUCGAUAUCAUGGGUAUGAGUUCAUGUUGCCCCU
Messenger RNA from Oryza brachyantha (malo sina), 1032 nucleotides. RefSeq lists its product as uncharacterized. NCBI's taxonomy places the organism in Eukaryota, Viridiplantae, Streptophyta, Magnoliopsida, Poales, Poaceae. The record is from RefSeq and is a predicted model, not a curated record. The transcript is spliced from 3 exons. The coding region runs from base 232 to 882 and encodes 216 amino acids.